Messenger RNA from Lentinula edodes (shiitake mushroom), 1890 nucleotides. RefSeq lists its product as uncharacterized. Gene Ontology annotation, molecular function: zinc ion binding; DNA binding. The transcript has 5 exons. Lineage: Eukaryota; Fungi; Basidiomycota; Agaricomycetes; Agaricales; Omphalotaceae. Bases 1 to 1890 code for a protein of 629 amino acids. The record is from RefSeq and is a predicted model, not a curated record. Gene Ontology annotation, biological process: DNA-templated transcription.
AUGGAUAGAAGCAUUUUUCAGCCUGCUCGUCCAGUGGUCAAGGAAGAGCAUCGUAGCGAAGAACCUUCAGGAUGGCAAAACAAGAAUUCGGAUAGAGCUUCUAGCCCGCCAGUACCACCAGAACUUUUUCCGAAUCGUCCUCAUCUACUUUGGGACUUUUUGGACGUGCCGGAUGGGACUUUGGAUUGGACGGCUCCGUUACAGGCUAUUCAGGAACUCAUGAAACAAACCCAAUCCCCUGUAUCACGGCACUACUCUUCUCCUCCUCCUCCUGAUCCAAGUGACUCGUUAGAUCGUGUUCUCUCACCGGACCAGAUUCUUCACCUGAGAGCAAUAUUUGAACAAAAUUAUUUACCAUGGCUCAAUUUUUCGCCCAUUCGUGAGGUCCAUAGUCCCCUUCUUGAUCUCGUAUACUGUACCAUCGCUUCUCGUCACCUUGACGAUAGAACACGGGCUGAGGUUGCUCCUAGGCUGCAAUCAUUAACUGCGGAGAAUGUUGCCAGAAUGAUCCUUCAGUCUCGUCGUUCGGAGACCUUAGAGUCAAUUCAGUGUCUUCUUAUUCUAUCACUUUGGGCACCGGUCUGCGGCGUGGAUGAAGAUUCUCGUGACGGUCGUCUCCUCGUCGCAUCAGCGGUAACUAUGGCGCAUAACAUGCGUCUGAAUGAAGCUUGCCAGGUAGCUGCUAGAUUGCAGAGCAAGCGAGAGAAAGGAGAAGAUGUGCAUGACCAGGAAUUAUUUGAGGCGAUGAACAAAACUCGUCUGUGGAUGGCUCUUACGAAUGUAGAAUCCUUACUGUGUACUGGCAGCGGACGCAAUCCGCUUUCGAAACGAUGUCCAGCGUAUCUGACGAUAUUUCCGGCAUCACGCUUUCCAGUAGAUAUCGCUUCAGGACGAGAUCUUCGUCUAAAACUCUUAGCGGAGCUUUUCGACAUCACUGAAGCUGGUUUAUCGAUCCGCCUUCAAUCCCUAUCUGAAACCGAUGUCAACCACUGGCACGAUAGAUUUGUUCAUGUCCUAUCUGACCUUAGUCGCGUCGCACGCGUCUUGUUGCCUUUGCCUGUGGUCAGCGACUUCGAAACAUUCUACUUCCAGAUGCUCAACAUUCUCGUCCAUACGUGUCGACUCUUGAUCCUUUACCAGACUUUCCUCAGCGCUCGAGAGUAUUUUGUUCGUACUGGGAACGACACGAAUCCCAGGUGGUUCCAGGAAGUUCACCCACAUGGUCUUCCUAUCCUUAUUCAAUGGGGGCGGGAGACUAUGGCGGUGGCGGAAUCGAUCCUUGUCCAGGUGCUCGAAAUGGAUUACAGGUUGCUAGGAACUUCGCCCGACUACAUUUUCAACAUGAUUGCCUUCUCCGCCAGUUACGUUCUCGGCUCCAAGUUCCUUGUCCUACAGACUCUGGGGGUCGAUUUACCAGGUUCCAGCGAAAGGCUUCUUUCCAAAUGCAUCGCACGGCUACACCAAUGCUGUUAUUCUCCUGACUCUGCUGCUAGGAAAUGCGCCGUCUUGAUUUCCGAUAUGUUGACGUUAUGGGAGAACAAGCUGGCCACAAUCUGUGCAGAUAAAACCUGUUCGUCGUCGAGGGAACAUAGUCGUGUAUCCUACCCUUCUUCUCACUACAACUCCCGGGGCAACCAUGCACAGCAGGCUGGUACCCCCAAUAGCAGUUCCAGUCGGCAUUCAUCCCCCCAGUCGUCGUCCUACGUCCCGGAAACGCCUCAUUUCCCUCAGCAACCUCGAGGUCACUGGGGGUCGAUGAUGAACGGCGACGUGAACUGGUAUGGGCCAGAGGACUUUAAGGAUUCCGUCUUGGUUUCCAACGACUUCGGCGACUACAGUGCUGAUUACGGAGGCAUGCCGAAUCCGAUCUACCAGCAUCUAUACGUUUGA